This is a messenger RNA of Rangifer tarandus platyrhynchus (Svalbard reindeer), 342 nucleotides long. Lineage: Eukaryota; Metazoa; Chordata; Mammalia; Artiodactyla; Cervidae. The record is from the annotation of a GenBank genome assembly.
AUGAGGGGAGGGCGGGGGCGACGGGGGCGCAAAGGGCGAGCGGGAGCCCGCGCAGGGGGCGCGAUCGUGGGCCCGGCGCAGCGGGCGCGGCUCUCGGACGUCGGAGAAAAUGCACCUGUGCCUCUCUGCGCCCAGGGGCAGCCAGGGAUGUUUCCGCCGCAGGACUUUCCCUGCGAGCUUCUACACCGCAUCCGCGCCCCUCCUGGAAGAAGCCGCCGAGCCCGGGAAGGGAGGCAGCCGCCCCAACUUUCCCGAGUUCGGCGUGGGAUCUGGGGGAGCCGGGUGCGCCCACAAGAAAAGCACCUGCUUUUCUCCCUACUCGAGGCCGAGAAGAGCGACUGA